Messenger RNA from Zophobas morio, 888 nucleotides. RefSeq names its product zinc finger protein 711-like. NCBI's taxonomy places the organism in Eukaryota, Metazoa, Arthropoda, Insecta, Coleoptera, Tenebrionidae. The coding region runs from base 1 to 888 and encodes 295 amino acids. Gene Ontology annotation, molecular function: RNA polymerase II transcription regulatory region sequence-specific DNA binding; DNA-binding transcription factor activity, RNA polymerase II-specific. The transcript has a single exon. Gene Ontology annotation, biological process: regulation of transcription by RNA polymerase II. The record is from RefSeq and is a predicted model, not a curated record.
AUGUUGGAUUUUGAAGACUCCAAGAAGCUUGCCCCCCAUGCCACAUCUCUCCUCAAGAACGUCCACAAAUGCAAAGUUUGUCCAUACUUGACAACAUCAGUUUUUCUAAUGGUGAACCACAUGAAGCGUCACCGCUCAUCAAUAACUCCAUUCAACUGCGAAACCAGCAACAUUGAAACCUACUAUUGCUCAAAUUGUGAUUUCCAGACCGAAUUGACGCUUCAUUUCAAACAACACAUCGAAGAAAGUCAUCGUGUUAAAAGACAAAAGCAGCAAUUGUCCAAUGUGGAAUAUAUUUUCAAAAACUAUAUGUGUCCAAAGUGCAAGUUUGAAACACAUUUUUUGAUGAAGUGGCGUCAACACACCAUGGAGUGUAUGGGGAGAAAAAAGAAACGCGUGAAGCGAAUUACGAAGAUUCUUCUGAAACGGUUUGAGUGUGACCAGUGUGAUUUUAAGUCAAAAUAUAAACGAUCCCUGAAUAACCACAAAAUUUCCAAGCACUUGAAAGAUGAUGAGAUUCUUUGGUAUAAGUGUGAAGAGUGUUCAUUUAGAAGUAAGCAACAAGAACAUUUAAAAAAACAUAUUAUGAUGCAGCAUUUGGAUGAUAAAGAUGUUAAAUGGUUCAAGUGCCAAGAGUGUCCGUACAAAACCAAGCGACAACACUUGCUAAAGCAACACAUUAUUAUACACCAUUCAAAUGGACAGGAUAUUAAGUGCUAUGAAUGCCCACAGUGUCCGUACAAAACUUAUUUAAAGUCGUAUUUAACUAAUCACGUGAGUUCGCAGCAUUCAGAUAAAUGGUACGAGUGUAAAGUGUGCCCGCACAAAACGAAGCGCAGACAAGAUUUAAAGCGCCACGUUAGUCGAAAACAUGAUCAGACAAAAUAA